UAGCGGGAGCGUCGGUUUUCCCUUCCAUACUCAACGGCUGCCAAACUAAGAAUGAGGUUAGAGAGGGCGCAAGGGCGGUGGGGGAAGUAAGAACCGCGCUGCUGUUUCGCAACUCAUCUCUCUCCUUCUCAUAGAGGUCUAAUGGACAGAACCGAGAAACGUUUGUCGGAUAUUCAAACGUUUCAGCCAUUAUUUACGCCAUCUUCAGAGAUACCAGCUUAUCUGAUAACCGAAUAAACCGCGGGAAAAGUGGUUUAAAUCGAUCGGCGCGAACGUGCGGAUUUUGAACAGUUCGAGUCGAUACGGUUGAGAAUGUGUGUCGCAUCAUCUCACGAAACGAUCACAUGUAGAAGGCAAACAAACAGAACAAAGUGAUAUUGUCAUAUAAAUUAUUACGAUACAGCGGGUGUUUGUGGCUAUUUUUAGGCGGAACGAUGUUUUAAGAACACCAUGAAGAUCAACAAGAAAUUGCUGCCAAUAAAGACCCACUACUUCUUUUUUAUGGCAGCCAUGGGUCCCAUACUGCCGCAACUGUCGGUCUACGGCAAGGAAAUGGGCAUAUCCACCGUGGUAAUGGGCAUGGUAACUGGGAUACUGCCUUUCGCCUUCCUUGUUGCCAAACCCCUGUUCGGACUACUAGUGGACAUCUACAGGGAUUUCAGGAAAGCGAUUUUUAUGAUGCUCAUCUUCACCAUGACCCUGUCCUUCGCUCUGAUCGCCCUCGUUCCAAUGUCCAAGGACACCAAUCGCCUUGUCGUCCAAGGACCUGUGCAGGAUUACUUCUUGGAUACAUGUAAAUCAAUAGAUUUCAACGUGACCAAGUGCAAAAACAGCGCCAGAUCGGUGAUUUGUACCUCAGAAUGCUUCCACCACCCCGACGACUUCUUAAUAACCGUCUGCGAUGUUGAUGGACUAUUGAACACCACGGAUGACUCAAUCUUGAAGCUCUGCUCUCCAGACGACGAGACUUACCCGUUCUUGGUUGGAAACCGAAGUUGUCCAGUGAAAUGCAUGGAAAACCUGGAUGCUGAUAGUGCUCUAUAUCACUCCAUAGCGUUCUGGAGCUUCUUGAUCCUCAUGUCCGUUGGCACCAUUGCUUUUAAUGUUGCCAACUCGAUUUCUGAUGCCAUAUGCUUCGACGUUAUUGGUGAGGAGUACGACUAUGGAAAACAAAGAGUAUGGGGCACCAUUGGGUUUGGAGUGACCGCCCUUAUAUCCGGAUAUAUUGUGGAUAUAUUUUCCGACCAGUCAAUUUCUUAUGUUCCAGCCAUAGCUGUCAUGGUGGUGUUUUCUGUUAUAGAUUUGCUGUGCUGCUUUAAAUUGAAAUUGCCUAUUAUCGAAGCUCCUAAGAACUUAUUCAAGGAUAUCGGAAGGUUACUCAAUAACAGGCAUGUUAUAACGUUUAUAGGUUAUGCCGUCCUGGUGGGAGUACUGGACGGUUUUAUAAUCUACUUCCUGUUUUGGUACGUCGAAGAUCUGGCAUUGAGUACUGACGUGAAGAAUAUUAAAUUAAUUGAAGGACUGAUUGUUGCAGCUGAGACUUUGGGUGGAGAAGUGAUUUUUUUUUCUAUAUCAGGUAAAAUUCUACAGAGAUUCGGCCACGUCCACUGCUUCAGCAUCUGUUUCAUCAACUACGGUCUACGGCUCGGACUCAUCUCCCUGGCCCCAAGUCCAUGGUGGAUCCUACCGAUCGAGUUUGUCUUUCAAGGUCCAACAUACGCUUUAACUUACACCACAGUCGUAGCAUAUGCCAACGAACUCGCACCACCUGGAGCCACUGCUACGAUGCAAGGCAUAGCAGCUGGAAUGGACGAUGGUGUCGGUUAUGCCUUUGGAAGCAUCCUGGGUGGGAUCUUAUACAAAUACAUCGGAGGUAAAUACGCUUUUCAGGCGUUCAGCUGCUUGGCAAUCCUCUGCAGUGUAACUCACCUGAUUCUGCACAAGACCUGCCUGAAGAGAUACGAGGCGCCAGUUUCGCUCGAUUGGAAGGACGAGGUCGAAUACAAAAGUCCGAAGGAGGCAGUCGAGACCACCGAGAGAUAACGUUACGUUUUUGUUAACGUUUAUUUUUUUUUAUAAUAUAUUAUUGUGCUAGUUAUAA
This is a messenger RNA of Anthonomus grandis grandis, 2101 nucleotides long. RefSeq names its product major facilitator superfamily domain-containing protein 6. The coding region runs from base 451 to 2043 and encodes 530 amino acids. The record is from RefSeq and is a predicted model, not a curated record. The transcript is spliced from 9 exons. Gene Ontology annotation, molecular function: transmembrane transporter activity. Gene Ontology annotation, cellular component: membrane. NCBI's taxonomy places the organism in Eukaryota, Metazoa, Arthropoda, Insecta, Coleoptera, Curculionidae.